AUGUCGCGAGGUGGUCGGGGAAGAGGGCGCGGUGGUGGUGGCCGAAAAGGCCCUCUGCCUCCAGAGUUGGACUUUGACGAUGACGACGAUAUUUCUCUCUCGCCGACCGAGAAGACGCCCCAAGCGCUAUUUCCAGAUAUCGAGCUUCCCGUGCCACGUCCACCCACGUCCCGCGAACUCGCCGCCGUCAGCCGCUACCUAUCCUUCCGCACCCGUGCGCGCAAUGGACCUUACUACGCGACCCUCGACCCCAGUAGCAUCGCGGACGAAAAGACGGGCAAAACGCUCAAGCGCGCCGGAUUUGAUCCGUUCAACGACCAGGAGAAGUACACGGCCAAAUACCACAAGAAGAAGAGGAGCUUGCCGGACUUGGGGAGCGGUGGGAGAGACUAUGGUACGUUCCCAGACCGCUCGACGCCACGGAACUUUCCCCCCCGGAGAGAAGGAAGGUAG
Cladophialophora immunda is the source of this 453-nucleotide messenger RNA. RefSeq lists its product as uncharacterized. NCBI's taxonomy places the organism in Eukaryota, Fungi, Ascomycota, Eurotiomycetes, Chaetothyriales, Herpotrichiellaceae. The transcript has 2 exons. Gene Ontology annotation, biological process: transcription by RNA polymerase III. The record is from RefSeq and is a predicted model, not a curated record. Bases 1 to 453 code for a protein of 150 amino acids.